Phytophthora megakarya is the source of this 633-nucleotide messenger RNA. The record is from the annotation of a GenBank genome assembly. NCBI's taxonomy places the organism in Eukaryota, Oomycota, Peronosporomycetes, Peronosporales, Peronosporaceae.
AUGGAACAGGUUGAAGUAUUUCGUGCGAUCAAACAUCGAUUGACAUAUCCUCCCGUGUUGGCGCACCCAGACUCACCUCUUCCUUUUAACGUGAAGACCGAUGCCUCCGACUAUGCUGUCGGAGGUUACUUAUUCCAGCACGCAAGGACGCUCCAAGAUGCUUCCGCCCAAAAUGAGCAAGUUGAAGCAUUUCGUGCGAUCAAACACCGAUUGACAUAUCCUCCCGUGUUGGCGCAUCCAGACUCACCUCUUCCUUUUAAAGUGAAGACCGAUGCCUCCGACUAUGCUGUCGGAGGUUACUUAUUCCAGCUAAACAGCAAAGGUCACGACGGAUUAUUGUCUACGGAAGUCGCAAAAUUCAGCACGUCUGAGAGAGUGUACCCUAUGCAAAGAACUAUUGGCCGCGCUGCACGACGACACCAGAUCAAGCUUUUCGGAAUUACAUGCAUCUACGAUCUUCAAUUCAGCAGCAAUACAAACGGUUGUAUCAUGAAGGCGGAACGUUUGGCCCACUACUACGUCAUUCUGGGAUGGACGAAAGCCAUCGCCUUUGUGUUCUUUCCAACGUUGAUCUUCGCAAUGCCGUUCUCUUCAGUUGCCGUGUCGCUGCACGAGGUCACCAUGGGACGGUAA